CCCACCAGGAGCCGAAGCGAUGGCCUCGAAGCCUGAGAAGAGGGUGGCCUCAUCUGUCUUCAUCACCCUGGCGCCGCCGCGCCGUGAUGUGGCUGUGCUGGAGGAAGUGAAGCGAGCAGCUUGUGAGGCCCGGCGCGGCCGCCCCUGGGAGGCUCCUGUCCCCAUGAAGUCACCCGGGGCUGGCUCGGCGGGGAGGCCCAGCCCCUGGACACCCCCUGGCAGGGCUGCAGCCACGGUGCCAGCUGUACCACCCCAGCUCUCCAAUGGAGGAUGCUCCCCGCCUCCUCCUCCCCUGGAUGGUGAGGACGCAGACCUGGACCUCCUCCCGCCGCCCCCUCCAGCGUACCUGCCACCUGAUGAGGAGCCCCCUGCCCCCGUGGGGGCGUCGCUCAUUUCAGACUUAGAGCAGCUGCACCUGCCCCCGCCCCCGCCCCCACCACAGGUCCCAGUGGAACAACCUCCAGUCCAGCCUCGGCUGGGUCCCCUUGGGCCCACGGAGGAGGAGCUGCCACCUCCCCCGGCAGAGCCUGUUGGCUUCCCCGAGAGAGAGGCAUCCACAGACAUCUGUGCUUUCUGCCACAAGACGGUGUCCCCCCGAGAGCUGGCCGUGGAGGCCAUGAAGAGGCAGUACCACGCCCAGUGCUUCACGUGCCGCACCUGCCGCCGCCAGCUGGCCGGGCAGAGCUUCUACCAGAAGGACGGGCGGCCCCUCUGCGAAAGCUGCUACCAGGACACCCUCGAGAAGUGUGGCAAGUGUGGCGAGGUGGUCCGGGAGCACGUCAUCAGGGCCCUGGGCCGGGCUUUCCACCCUCCCUGCUUCACGUGUGUGGCCUGCGCCCGGUGCAUCGGGGACGAGAGCUUUGCCCUGGACGGCCAGAACGAGGUGUACUGCCUGGACGACUUCUACAGGAAGUUCGCCCCCGUGUGCAGCAUCUGUGAGAAUCCCAUCAUUCCCCGGGACGGGAAAGAUGCCUUCAAAAUUGAGUGCAUGGGAAGAAACUUCCAUGAGAAUUGCUACAGGUGUGAGGACUGCAGGAUCCUGCUGUCUGUGGAGCCCACGGACCAAGGCUGCUACCCGCUGAACGACCGUCUCUUCUGCAAGCCGUGCCACGUGAAGCGGAGUGCCGCGGGGUGCUGCUGAGCGCACCCGCCGGGCACCAGGGCAGUGAGCAGCCUGCUAGCCCCGGCCGGGGCCCUUCUCUGACUUGGUUUCCCUUCCUGACCUGCUCUUGCACACUUUCCUUCUGAGCCUCAGUGGGGACCAGCCUGCAGCCCUGCCCUGCAUGUCUGGGACACGGGGCUGAGCCUCCUUCUGCUCAGAGGGGGGCAGUGGUGGACAGUGCCCCCUAGACCUUCAACUCCUCCUCUACCCACUGGCACCCCAAGGCUCCUAGACCAUGAGGGUCACGCCCGGAGUUCCCUGCUGGCCCUGACCCAUUUCCAGGGGCGAGUUGGGACAAGUCUUCGGGUGGUGCCUGGGUCCCCCGCACUGACUCGUUAGUUGUCUAGCAGGGUGCUGAGACCAGCCCUGGCUUGCAGGGCUGAGCCGUUGGAGGAAGAAUUCCAAGGUCCCUUAAAAAGUGCUUUUUGAAAAUGUUGAGGUUUAAAUGAUGGGAAACAACAUUCUUUAGAUUUGGGAGAGAAAAAUCUUCAUAGCAAACGUCUCCCCUUGGUUCACACAUGUAUAAGAAUGUGACCUAGUGGUGGAGGAGAGGGUGGUCCCCAGACACCUGAGGACAUUAGCAGUCCCUUCACCUUGCCUUCUGGCACCUCCUCCUGUGCGCUACGGUGAGUCAGCAGACACAGAUCGAGCGCCUGUUGUAUGCUGGGGAACAGGGUGCAGAGGCUGAGUGUUCUUACACACACACACACACACACACACGCACACACACACUCACUCUUCUCCAGGAUGGUGCCAGGGCAGGUGUCCCUCCAGCACUCCGCUUGUGCCCCCCAAGUCCCACUUGGGCCCCCCAGCCUGCGCUGCCCUGUAACCGCUGCCUGCACGAGGCCACACCUAGAAGAUGCUUCUCCCCGCCAAAGGAGAACAGCUUCUGUUGCUUCGUCACUUUGAGGCGAUGUGUAGGGCACAGACAGGUCAAACAAAAUGUGCUUUCCCCCCUGGGGUCUGCUUGAUGUACCACACGCCACAGGUUCCGAGCACUGGGUCAGUUUCUGUGUAGGACCCUUCGGGGCUUCGGCCCGGAGCACAGCUUCUUGCCCUAAGCUUAGAGCAGCAAGUCCCAAGCUGGCGAUCAUGGAUCACCGCCACGAUUUUUAUCAUAACCAAGGACUUUCUGUUCUGUUAUUUCAUUGACAUCAAUGUACUGUUUUUUUCUCCCUCACUUCCAACUUCAGCCCUGUGCUGAGCUCUGUAUCCACGCAGCCACACGCUGAUGUACUAGUU
Propithecus coquereli (Coquerel's sifaka) is the source of this 2407-nucleotide messenger RNA. RefSeq names its product filamin binding LIM protein 1 (gene FBLIM1). Bases 20 to 1141 code for a protein of 373 amino acids. Gene Ontology annotation, molecular function: filamin binding. The record is from RefSeq and is a predicted model, not a curated record. Gene Ontology annotation, biological process: cell-cell adhesion. Lineage: Eukaryota; Metazoa; Chordata; Mammalia; Primates; Indriidae. The transcript has 7 exons. Gene Ontology annotation, cellular component: stress fiber; focal adhesion.